This is a messenger RNA of Panicum virgatum (switchgrass), 2331 nucleotides long. RefSeq names its product G-type lectin S-receptor-like serine/threonine-protein kinase LECRK3. Lineage: Eukaryota; Viridiplantae; Streptophyta; Magnoliopsida; Poales; Poaceae. Gene Ontology annotation, biological process: protein phosphorylation. The transcript is spliced from 2 exons. Gene Ontology annotation, molecular function: ATP binding; protein serine/threonine kinase activity. The record is from RefSeq and is a predicted model, not a curated record. Bases 1 to 2331 code for a protein of 776 amino acids.
AUGUCAACCCGGAGCAGCUUAGCCACCGGCGACAGCCUGACGCCACCCAACUACAUCACCAGCCCCUCCGGCGACUUUGCCUUUGGUUUCCGCGCCCUCGACGACAACUCCAACUCCUCCUUCAUCCUAGCGAUAUGGCUUCGCUUUGAUGCUGGCAGUGGCAGGGUCGUGUGCCAAAGCUACGGCUCCCUUCUCGUGCUACGGGAGACCGGCAACCUCCAAUUCCUCGGCGAAGAUGGCAAGACCGUCGUCUGGGAGAGCUUUGCACACCCCACGGACACACUACUCCCCGGGCAGCUCAUGGCCCCUGGAACGCUCCUUCGGUCUAGGGCCUCAGACAACAGCUUCUCAACUGGCCGCUUCAUUUUCGUCGUGCAGAAGGAUGGGAACAUCGUCAUGUACAGGACGGACCUGCCAGUUAGUAGCGACCCCACCAACGCCUACUGGAGCAGCGGCACUUGUUGUGUGGACAAUGGCAACACGACUCUCUUCUUUGACGCCGACCUCGUCGGCCACCUCUACUACCGGCUCACCGACGGCACCAGCCGGAACCUGACAGCCCCUCAGCCCGUUCCUUCCUCCGGCAGUAGUAGCUUCUUCUACCAGCGCGCCACGCUCGACCCGGACGGCAUCCUUCGUGUCUACAUCCUCCCCAACAACACCGCCGCCACAUGGUCUGUCGUGAACCAGCCGGUACCGAGCGACGGCUGCCAGGUGGUGACCAAAGGUCGGCGUGGCAUGUGUGGACCAAACUCCUACUGUGUGUACGACGCCGACAACCGGCUCGACUGCGAGUGCCUAGGUGGCUACACCUUCUUGCACACGCAGUCUAGGUACGACGGCUGUGCUCCAGCAUUUCUUCAGGAUACCUGCGACGACGACGGGAAGAGCGGCCAUUCUUCCGAGUUCAAGCUCAUGGAGUUGCCCAACACAUUUUGGGCAAACCCGAUAUUCUACGAGCAGCACAAGUCCAUCACAGCGGAGCAAUGCCAAGAUCUGUGCUUGCAAAACUGCCUCUGUGCAGCUGCCUUGUUCGACGCAAGUACCAAUAGCUGCUUCGAGGCCGCUAUGCUCACAACCGGGUGGCAACAAAAUGGCACGGGCAUGAGGACACUGGUGAAGGUGCGGACCAAAGGAAUCCCUCCUGUGAUCUUGCCUUACGCAGUGAUUGCUGGACUGGGCAUGUUAUUGCUGUCCACUGCUUCCAUCCUCCUAGUGCAUUGCUACAUCACUAACAAGAAGGCGAGGAACAGGAAGCAUCUGUGCGCGACGGUCUUCACUCGCAAAGAGCUCCGGCGAGCGACCAACGGCUUCAGCAAGCUACUUGGCCAGGGGGGCUUUGGCAAGGUCUACCAUGGCAUCAUCAAGUCCCUAGAACCACACGAUGUCGCCGUCAAGGAGCUCAGGAGCGCGGACGAGUACCAGGAGACGGAGUUCGAGAACGAGGUGCAGUCCAUCGGCAGGAUCCACCACAGGAACCUGGUCCGGAUGGUCGGGUACUGCAAGGAAGGCGUGCACCGGAUGCUCGUCUUCGAGUUCAUGCCAGGAGGCUCCCUCGGCGACGUCCUCUUCAAGCCCUCCGACAAGCCGUCCUGGAGCUGGCGCGCUGAGGCUGCGAUGGCCAUCGCCAGGGGGUUGGAGUACCUGCACUACGGCUGCAGCUCCCAGAUCGUCCACUGCGACAUCAAGCCCGACAACAUCCUGCUUGAUGACAAGCGAAUCCCCAAGAUAACGGACUUUGGGAUCGCCAGGCUCGUCGACGGGGACAAGCUGAAGAAGACCAUCACCCAUGUCCGAGGCACGCUCGGGUACAUUGCGCCUGAGUGGUUCAGCAGUGAGAGGAAGGUGGACAGCAAGGUGGACGUGUUCAGCUUCGGCGUUGUUCUUCUCGAGUUGAUCUGCUGCAGGAAGUACCCACCACCACCGGCACUGGCAGACAAUUUCGGCCACGAUAGGCCGCGAUGCAGCGACGCCGACGCCGAUGACUCAGAGGACAUAGGCAUGCCUGUGACACUGAGAGCAUGGGUGUCGGACCUGGUUAGGGAAGAAGGCCACAUUGGGCGUGCUGUGCAGGGAGACGAGGACGCGCUGCAGGACCUGGACAGGGUGGAGAGGUUUGCGCGCAUUGCGAUCUGGUGCUUGCAAGGGGAUCCAUCGAUGAGGCCAACGAUGAGAAGCGUGGUGUGGAUGAUGGAGGGCACCAUGGAAGUGGAUCCUCUACCUGCUGAUGACCCUCCGGCUCCAAGGGUUCAUGACUUCCCUGCAGCGGCGGCUAGUAGUACUGGGACUCAUGAUAACUCCAACUCCGGUAGUAUAUAUGAUUUUGAUUGA